AUGCAAAGUCAGAUGUCGUCGAGGCAACUUUACCUCGAUUCCGACAGUAUGAAUAAUCAUUCCCAAGGAGAUACUUCUUUGGUAGGUUCAAGAUUAACAAUAGUACAACAACCAAAGAAUUGUGCUAGAUGUGGAGAACCAAUUUUUACACAACAACAAUCAAAUAUUUCAAAUAAUAAUGAUACUAAAAUUACUACAAGACAUAGUAAAAGUACUUUGAGAGCUCUUGGAAAAUAUUAUCAUGAAGAUUGUUUUGUUUGUCAAGAUUGUUCAAAACCUUUAAAGCCUAAAUUUUUCCCAUUUAAGACUAAAGAUACCGAUGAACCUAUUUUAUUAUGUCAAUAUGAUUAUUUUAGAAGACAUAAUUUACUUUGUAAAGUAUGUGAUAAACCAUUAAGAGGAUUAUAUUAUACUGCCUUUGGUGGUAGAUACGAUGAAGAACAUUUUUCAUGUACUAUUUGUAAGACUCCCUGUGGUGUUAAAAAAUGUUUUAUUCAUAAUGAUAAAUUAUACUGUAAAUAUCAUUUUUUGAAAUUUUUUUCAAAACGUUGUAAAGGUUGCAAAUUUCCAAUUUCUGAUCAAUAUAUUGAAUUUCCUCGUGGCGACGAAGUACACUGUUGGCAUCCAGAAUGUUAUGGUAUUCAUAAAUAUUGGCAUGUAAAUUUAUCAGCAGAAUCGCUUGGUUUACCUUUAUUACAAAGAUUACCUUUUAAAGAAGAAGAUCCCGUAAGAGAUAUCAAUCCGACUCCACAGGAACUAGAGAAACAAAUGCAGGCGUUUGGUUUCAUCUUAUCCAAGAUUUGGUCUGUUCUCUAUAGGUUUGAAGAAGAGACCGCUUCAUGUAUUUCAGAUAUGUUUCAAUACCUUUCAAGUUUUGAUCAAUUGAAAGGUAUUGAUUCAACAGCUCUGUUCGUCUUAAAGAUUGAAUGUCUGUUUAAAGCAUUAGACAAUUUUAAUACUUUUAAUAAUUCUUUACCAAAUGAUACUCUUCAUAAGACAGCAGAUGGUAAUAGCUCAGACAGAUCUAAGGAAUUACAAACAAUUAAAGUCAAGUACGAAAAAUUCCCAAGAAAUUUAACUACAAAAAUUAUGAUAUAUUUACAAUUGUUAAGAAAAUUAAAUGUAGAUUCCUACGAUAAAGACACUACAUUGUCUUCUUUCAUGUCUGUAAUCACUGGCUUAGCUCAUUUUUUGAAAUUACUGACACGGUAUGGUCUUUUCUCCGCAUUGGAUUCCAAUAAGAAUACUCAUUCAGUGUCAGUAUUAUUGAAAUUUUUACGUGAAGUUGAAAAAAAUGAAACCAUUACAGAUGAUCCUUUCUCUCAUAUUAAUAUCUCAUUGGAGGCUACAGAUGAUUGUGUUGCUUGUAAGAAAUAUAUUCAGGAACAAUGUAUCAAAUUUCAAGAUUUUAGAUGGCAUUUAAAUUGUUUUAUUUGUUCCAAAUGUUCUAAAAAAAUUGAUAUUUCAGAUAUUGAUGAAUCGACAUUCAAGAAAUCUACUAUGCAAAUAUUUUGUCCAACUUGUUCUGCUAAUGAACCAGAAUCUGUACCGGGAUUUAAAUUCAUUACCAAAUUGACUCAAUUGAUCUUCUUACUGAAAAUCGCUUUGGUCCGUUCAAAGGCUGUAAUGAAGGCCCAAUUAAUGGGACAAACAGCCGCCGUUAGUAACUCUCAGCGUAUAAAGACGGUCACAAUGCAACAAACAUAUAUUAGAACUUUGAAUGAUAUCAAGAGACUUCGUUCGAGAAGAGAAAGUAUUAAAGUUAGUCAUGACAAACAGGAAGCUCGUAAAUCUGUUAUUCUGGAGACACCAGAAGAAGAUAUAGAUACUUCUAUGAUAAAUACCUCAAAGAAAAGUUUAAUUAUUCAUACAGAUGAUAACCAAGAUUAUUCUAGAGUUCCAUCAUCACAUGAGAAUGUUUUUUCAAAUACAAAAACUUUAACUUUAGAUGAUAUUUCAAGAAUCGUAGCUGCAGAACAAGCUAGAGAAUUAAGACCAAAUGCUUUUACUCAUUUUAAAACAUUAAAAGAAACCGAGGAUGAAACUAAUAUCCAAAAGAAGAGCGGGUUAUAUUAUUCAGAACUCAAUGAAAAUGAUUUGAGGUUAAUAUCAAUUAUCAGUUGUAGUUUGUUAAAAUGUAACAACGUCUUAAAAGUUAAUCCUUCAAGUUUAACUAAAUUGAUUCCAGCUAUAAAAACCAAUAAAUCUCAACAAUCAAAUAAUUUCUGGAAUAAAAUGAAAACAAUAAUGAAUAAAGAACCAAAACCGGUCAUACCAAAUAAGGUGUUUGGUGUUUCCUUAGAUAUAGUAUGUGACAAAUGGGGAACAGACUCGGAUUUAGCUGUUGGACCUACCAAAAUUAAAAUUCCUAUUGUUAUUGAUGAACUUAUUUCGUCAUUACGUCAAAUGGAUAUGUCAGUAGAAGGGAUUUUCCGUAAAAAUGGUAAUAUUCGACGUUUAAGAGAACUAACCACCCAGAUCGAUGGUAAUCCCUCGGAGGUACCAGAUUUAUCCAAGGAAAAUGCAAUUCAAUUGUCUGCACUUCUUAAGAAAUUCUUCAGAGAACUGCCGGAUCCCAUCCUUACGACUACUCUUUAUAAGUUAUGGAUCACGACUGCAGAGAUGGAGGACACAACUGAGAAACAGAAAUUUUAUUGUUUGGUUUACUCCUUACUUCCCUUAUACAACAGAAACAUAUUAGAAGUUUUAUUAUCAUUUUUGUAUUGGACUUCUUCAUUCUCUCAUGUUGAAAACGAAAUGGGUUCUAAGAUGGACAUUCAUAAUUUAUCAACAGUCAUUGCACCUAAUAUUCUUUAUUUACCAACACAAACUAAUAACGGCGAAACAACACAACCUGUUAAAUCAUACUCAAAAGAUUUUGCUGAAAAUGAAGGUCAACACCAUUUUCUUGCAAUCGAGGUUAUUGAUUAUUUAAUCACACAUAAUGAAGAAAUGGUUAUGGUACCAAAAUUCCUAAUAAUUUUGUUAAAGGAAAUUAAAUCUAGAGGUCUAACAGAGAUUGAACAAAUAUCUUCAUUCAUUGGUAAGAAAGUGAACGAAAAGGGCAUCGAUUUCUCAGAAUUUAAUAUCGGAAACGAUAUUACAGUGAAAGAUACUAGUGCAGCUGUGCUACAAGGUGCAACGUAA
Maudiozyma saulgeensis is the source of this 3147-nucleotide messenger RNA. The record is from the annotation of a GenBank genome assembly. NCBI's taxonomy places the organism in Eukaryota, Fungi, Ascomycota, Saccharomycetes, Saccharomycetales, Saccharomycetaceae.